Juglans regia (Persian walnut) is the source of this 1725-nucleotide messenger RNA. RefSeq names its product alkane hydroxylase MAH1-like. Gene Ontology annotation, molecular function: heme binding; oxidoreductase activity, acting on paired donors, with incorporation or reduction of molecular oxygen; monooxygenase activity. The record is from RefSeq and is a predicted model, not a curated record. NCBI's taxonomy places the organism in Eukaryota, Viridiplantae, Streptophyta, Magnoliopsida, Fagales, Juglandaceae. The coding region runs from base 37 to 1584 and encodes 515 amino acids. The transcript has a single exon.
CAAAACCAAAGCACUCGUACGUACAGCUUAGCUCCAAUGGCCUUACUUUGGCACCCAGAGAUACUUGUCUCGUUUCUCUGCUUCCUUUUCCUUUCGCUUUUACGUUGGAGAUGGAACAAACACUCUCCCAUCAUAAACUGGCCUGUCGCCGGAAUGCUUCCGGGGCUUCUUCUAAAUGCAUGGCAUUUACACGACUACCUAACUCGGCUUCUUCAACAUUUUGGUGGCACGUUCGAGUUUAAGGGCCCUUGGUUUAGUAGCAUGAACUUUGUGCUCACUAGUGAUCCCAACAACAUCCACCACAUUCUGAACAGAAAUUUUUCAAACUACGAGAAAGGACCCAAGUUCCGUGAGAUUUUUGAACCUUUAGGAAACGGAAUUUUCGGUUCCGAUUCUGACUCGUGGAAGUCCCAGAGGAAGCUGGCUCAUUCGUUGAUGAAAAAUAGCAAGUUUAAUAUGUUCUUAGAGAAAGUUGUGCGGGAAGAGGUGGAAAUGGCCCUCAUUCCUGUUCUUGAUCAAGUCUCAAGUCUAGGAAUCGAGGUGGAUUUACAAGACGUUUUCCAGCGAUUAACCUUCGAUAAUAUUUGCAACACAGUUUUAGGCUUUCAUCCAAAUUUCCUCUCGGUUGAAUUUCCUGAACAUGCACAUGCAAGAGCGUUUGAUCAGAUGGAGCAAGGAAUCUUGUACAGACACGUUGUGCCAGAAAGUUACUGGAAGUUGCAGAGAUGGCUUCAAAUGGGAGAAGAGAAGAAGCUGAGCAAUGCCUGGAGAACUUUUGAUCAAUUCCUAUACCAUUCUAUCUCAUCCAAGCGAGAAGAACUAAGGCAAUGCAAAACCCAGAAGACAGAUCAAGAAGCCAAAUUCGACAUGUUGACAGCUUAUAUGGCUCAUGAAGAAGAAGGAACAUUGAAACUGGACGGUUUCCCAAACUCCAAUGAGUUUUUAAGGGACACCGUAUUCAAUCUCGUGGUAGCAGGGAGAGACACCGUAAGUGCGGGGCUAACUUGGUUUUUGUGGCUUAUUGCAACACACCCAGCAGUGGAAGCUAAGAUUCUAGAGGAGAUCAGAGACAAUUUGGCUGCGAAUUCUAAUGAAAACCAGAGGAUCUUUUGUAUAGACGAGCUGAGCAAGCUAGUUUAUCUCCAUGGAGCGAUGUGCGAGUCCUUGCGGCUAUUCCCGCCCAUACCUUUCGAGCAUCUGCACUCGGUUCAUUCUGACAUUCUCCCUAGCGGCUUGUAUAUUGGUCCAAGUACAAGAUUGCUAUAUUCUCUCUACUCAAUGGGAAGGAUGGAAAGCAUAUGGGGUGAGGAUUGCUUAGAAUUCAAGCCAGAGAGAUGGAUUUCGGAGCAAGGAAGAAUAGUGCAUGUACCAUCUUACAAGUUCGCAGUAUUCAAUGCUGGACCCAGGACGUGUCUAGGCAAGGAAAUGUCUUUAAUUCAGAUGAAGAUGGUUGCGAGUGCUAUCAUUUGGAAUUAUCACGUUCGAGUGGUUCAAGGUCAUCCUAUUACUCCCAGCAUCUCUGUCGUACUUCAUAUGAAGUAUGGUUUGAAGGUUAAAAUCAGCAAGAGAUCAUCCAUUAUUUGAUGAAGAAAUUAUAUCUCUAGGGUCUGUAAUUUGCUUUACAGAUGAGAUCCACAUUUACUAUAUAUAUAUAAAUGUCGUGUGCAAUAAAUUCUCACAAUAACAGAAAGAUCUUAUUCGGUAUUUUGAAUAAAUGAAAUUAUA